AUGUCUAUAUUUGAUCCUGAUUCAAAGAAUCGCUUACCUUCUGCACCUUUCACUUUUCAAUCAACACUCAACCCAACAGAUGUAGAUGAAAUAGCUUAUCCCCAGUCAACAAAAUUUUACAAGAAAGACGAAGGAUCUUUUGAUGCUGAAUCAUACCUAACAGUAUCUUCUACAGGAGACGCGGUAGUGGAACAGAAUGUGGCAAUUAAUAAUUAUCAAAAGAUUCACCUCAAUCCACUUUUUAUGUACGAUGGUGACAUAAAUUGGUCUGAAUCAAAUCAAACCUUGGGAGCAAAAUUCAACCCAAGUUCUGUAAACGGUUUGAUGUGUUAUGUCUUUGGAAAGGAACCAAAAGAAAAGGCAGAAAAGGUUGGAGAAGAGAUGAUUCAUCAAGAUAUUCAACUUUAUAUGUGUUCUUUAAAUGAUUUGAUGGAUGACCGGAGGUCGUUUAUGGAAGCAACUAGAGUUGAUCGAAAAGACAUAAUACGUACGAUUAAAUUAUCUAACAUCUAUUCGGAUUAUUCAAAUUUAAUUUCAAAACGUAUUAGAAGACUUGAAGGGAUGAAAUCUAAAGAUGAUAUAAGUGAUAAAAUUUAUUCAGAAUUGGAUACAUUUCAAGAUAUUUUUUCUGUAUGGGAAUUAUGUCGAAUCAUUUAUAUUCCAUCAAAACAAGAAUACAAUCAAUUUGGCCAAUUUUCACACGAACUUUUAAAAUGGAUAAAUCAUUGUUUUCCUUUACCUGAUGAAUUUUUUUGGUCUCGUCUUUACAAGUUGAUUCUUCGAGGGUCAUCUCAAGCAAAAACAUAUUUAGAGAGCAUUAUCAAAGAUGGUGGUGCAGAGUUUAGUGAUCAUAUUAAGCUUGUGUUAGACAUACUGGAUUCUCGACCACGUACUACAGAGCUUGAAUAUCAUGAGUUCAACCUUCGUAGGCAUGAAUGGCUCAGUAAGAUUAGUGACCUCCAGACGAAACUUCGUGGUGAGGGUUUUUUAGAAGGAAAGAUCAAUAAAAUUUUAAUGAUAUUACGUGGGCAUACAAAAACCAUAACUGAUGAGUGUUCGACAUGGCAAGAAGCUCUUGGAGGUCUUGUGUAUCACCGUCGUCCAACAUGUGACGUACAGGAAUUGGAAAAUAUCUUGAAUGUAAUAUUGAAGGAAAAAAAAACGUGCAAUACCGCAUUGGAUGAUGCAUUAAUUCAAUUCAUUUUUCGGAAAGUUGAGAAAGGGAUUCAACAUUGCGAGCGCAUCGAUUUGUGGUUAUCUGCACAUUUGUCCGAUAUUUUAAAUAAACUAGAUUUAGUCGGACGAAUUAAUUCACAAAGUUCCCAUCAAAAAAAAAAAUUUAAUAUUACAACGCAGCCUGAUGUAGAUAUUAGAGAAUAUUGUUUACUUAAUUAUGCCGAAUCUAUGGUGUCUCAUACCACACUUUGGCAGUUAGCGUUUAAAUAUUUUGAACAUUGUGAAAUAUGUGGAUAUUCAUAUAUAUCUCAGCUUGUUGUCAGGAUACCAUUUGAAGACGAAUAUAAAGCCAAUAAAUUACUGAGUAUUUGUAAACACAAUGGGUUAACUCUUCAAGAAAAAACAAUUUCAAGGAGAUACGCAUCUGCGAUAGUAUACUUUAUAAAUGCUGGAGAUACUGCAUCACUGGAAGUAAUCUAUCGUAUGUUUUUGGAUUAUUAUAUUGACACUGGUAAACUAACAUUCCUGGACACUAUUGAGAGUAUACAACUUGAUGAUGCAUCUCCUGUAUCAAUUAAGUUCUUAUCGAGAUAUAGAUUAUUUCACGCAUUAAAACAGAAUGGAGAAAUACAAAGAGCUGGAGCAAUAUUGAUGGAAUUGCUAAGGGCGCAGGUUGCGCCCAUAAGUUUUUGGCCUGUUUUAUUACUCAAUGCACUACCAUUAUUACAAGAAGGGAAAGCACGCAAAAUGAUAAUCUUUAGUACACAAGAUACGCUAGAAAUUUUAAGAAAUCUUCAAGAUGUUACGUCAUUCGUAUACCAAGACGAAUGUUUAGCGUGUAUUGAACGAUUAAAGAAAUGGCAUACUCAAGAGAAUGGAUAUUCAGAAUUGGACAAAAAUUUAACAGCCUUAAGGCUAGCACUUUUACAAAAUUCAGCAGAUUGUUACAUCGAGAAUUCAUCUUCACCUUGGAUGUUUGAGUAG
Cetraspora pellucida is the source of this 2160-nucleotide messenger RNA. The record is from the annotation of a GenBank genome assembly. Lineage: Eukaryota; Fungi; Glomeromycota; Glomeromycetes; Diversisporales; Gigasporaceae.